AUUUUGCGCGGUGGCCAAGGUGGGAAUGGCAUCCAGCCCAGCAGAGAGCAGACAUCAGUCCCCUUCAUUCCCUUCUCCUCUCAACAAAAAGUGUCUAAACAGAGCAAAAGGGAAAAGGGAAACAAGAAUUAUUGUAGCAGAAAGACAGUGUGGUUGGUAAUGGCUGCUGGGUACAAAGCUGAAGAUGAGUAUGAUUACCUAUUCAAGGUGGUGUUGAUAGGCGAUUCAGGCGUGGGAAAGUCCAACUUGCUCUCAAGAUUCACCAGGAAUGAGUUCAGCCUCGAGUCCAAGUCCACCAUUGGUGUUGAAUUCGCCACCAGAAGCUUGAAUGUGGAUGGCAAAGUCGUCAAGGCUCAAAUUUGGGACACUGCUGGCCAGGAAAGGUAUCGAGCCAUCACCAGUGCAUACUACAGAGGCGCACUGGGCGCUUUGCUUGUAUACGACGCCACAUGCCACUCCACUUUCGAAAGCGUGGAGAGGUGGCUCGGGGAAUUGAGGGAUCACACGGAUCCCCACAUCGUUGUCAUGCUCGUAGGCAACAAGUCAGACCUUCGACACCUUGUAGCAGUGUCGACCGAGGAUGCAAAGUCUUUCGCGGAGAGGGAAUCCCUCUAUUUCAUGGAAACAUCUGCCCUCGAAUCCACCAACGUUGACGCUGCAUUCGGGGAAGUUCUCACACAGAUCUACGACGUGGUGAGCAAAAAGUCCAUCCACAAUGGCGAAAAUGGAACCCAGUCUUCAGCUGUUCCUUCCCAUGGUGAAAAGAUUGAAGUUGCAAGCAAAGAUGAUUCUGCUGUAAACAAAACUGGUUGCUGUUCAACCUAGAGCUUUUUCAAGUGUGCUAAGUUGAUAUUAAUAGGGAAUGUGCCUGUUUUGCAUUGCAGACGUUUGAAACCAAGAACCUACAAUUUAUUUGCCUAUAGUUCAAUUUUUCUAAUUUUUUUAUAUGCUUAUGGAGUACAACUUAUUUGUUCUUAGAAACCUUUCAGAACCAUGCACUUAAUAGAGUUUAAUGUCUAUAUA
This is a messenger RNA of Ipomoea triloba (trilobed morning glory), 1023 nucleotides long. RefSeq names its product ras-related protein RABA1d-like. Bases 160 to 825 code for a protein of 221 amino acids. Lineage: Eukaryota; Viridiplantae; Streptophyta; Magnoliopsida; Solanales; Convolvulaceae. The transcript is spliced from 2 exons. Gene Ontology annotation, molecular function: GTP binding; GTPase activity. The record is from RefSeq and is a predicted model, not a curated record. Gene Ontology annotation, cellular component: endosome.